This is a messenger RNA of Anthostomella pinea, 354 nucleotides long. NCBI's taxonomy places the organism in Eukaryota, Fungi, Ascomycota, Sordariomycetes, Xylariales, Xylariaceae. The record is from the annotation of a GenBank genome assembly.
AUGUCUGAUUACACGAACGGUGGCAAUGCGGAUGAGGAUGAAUCAAAGGCCCAUGGUCCGAGCAACAGAUCACGCGUCAUCCUGGAAGAGGACGAGGAGGAAGAGAACUUCUGGGAUGCUGCCGAAAAGAUCUACGACAACAACCAGAUCCUCGCGCUGCCUCCCCGACCUAUGAUACCGGAGAUCAUCCUCCGAGGAGCUGCCCGUGGCUACUGCCACGGGAAGCGUCUCUGCGCUCCGUCUCAUCAAGCAAACAUGGCGCCCAAAUCCAGCAAGUGGGACGACAAGAUGAACGCUGCUCUGUACCAGUCCAUCUACGAAGUCCUGGACCCCAAGUUCACUCAGGAGGACUAA